GCUCCGAAAAGGAAGUUCGGGGCGGGGCCGGCGACCCAGAGGGCUUGCGUCGGCGCGAAGAUGGGGGAAGAGGCAAGCGUCCGCGUGGUCCGUUGUGGCGGCAGCGAGCUGAACUUUAGGAGAGCUGUGUUCUCUGCGGAUUCCAAGUAUAUCUUUUGUGUCUCCGGAGACUUUAUUAAAGUUUAUAGCACAGCUACAGAAGAGUGUGUACACAUACUACAUGGGCACAGAAAUCUGGUAACCGGAAUCCAGCUCAACCCCAACAACCAUCUCCAGCUAUAUUCUUGUUCCCUUGAUGGCACAAUUAAACUGUGGGACUACAUAGAUGGCAUUUUGAUAAAGACUUUCAUAGUUGGAUGUAAACUUCAUGCCCUUUUUAUUCUCACCCGUGCUGAGGAUUCUGUCUUUGUUACAGUAAAUAAGGAAGAACCAGAUGUCUUUCAGCUGGUCUCAGUGAAACUGCCAAAGUCAUCAAGUCAGGAAGUAGAAGCUAAGGAGCUGUCCUUUGUUUUGGAUUACAUAAACCAGUCCCCCAAGUGCAUUGCCUUUGGAAAUGAGGCAGAAUAUGUUGCUGCAGUACGGGACUUUUACUUGUCUGUUUAUUUUUUUAAAAAGAAAACAACAUCAAGAUUUACUUUAUCAUCAUCAAAAAAUAAGAAACAUGCUAGGAACAAUUUUACAUGUGUAGCAUGUCACCCGAAGGAAGACUGCAUCGCAUCUGGUCACAUGGAUGGCAAGAUUCGCCUUUGGAGGAAUUUUAAUGAUGAUAAGAAAUAUAUUUAUACUUGUUUACAUUGGCACCAUGAUAUGGUUAUGGAUCUGGCUUUUUCAGUGACAGGCACCAGUUUGCUGAGUGGCGGCCGCGAGUCUGUGCUUGUGGAGUGGCGCGACGCGAUGGAGAAGAACAAGGAGUUCCUCCCCCGCUUGGGGGCUACGAUUGAGCACAUCUCGGUCUCACCUGCAGGAGAUCUGUUCUGUACUUCUCACUCUGAUAAUAAGAUAAUCGUUAUUCACCGAAACCUUGAGGCAUCUGCAGUAAUUCAAGGCUUAGUGAAAGAUAGGAGUAUCUCCACAGGUUUGAUGAUUGAUCCAAAAACUAAAGCUCUAGUUUUGAAUGGAAAGCCUGGGCACCUGCAGUUUUAUUCUCUCCAGAGUGAUAAGCAGUUAUACAAUCUAGAUAUUAUACAGCAAGAAUAUAUAAAUGAUUAUGGUCUGAUCCAAAUUGAACUAACAAAGGCUGCAUUUGGCUGCUUUGGUAACUGGCUUGCAACGGUGGAACAACGGCAAGAAAAGGAAACUGAACUUGAAUUGCAGAUGAAACUGUGGAUGUAUAAUAAGAAAACACAAGGGUUUGUUCUUAACACAAGGAUUAACAUGCCACAUGAAGACCACAUCACAGCUCUCUGUUUCUGUAAUACAGAAAAAUCUGAGCACCCCACCUUGGUUACAGCUAGUAAAGAUGGUCACUUCAAAGUAUGGAUAUUAACAGAUGAUUCUGAUAUAUACAAAAACGCAGUUGGCUGGACCUGUGAUUUUGUUGGUAGUUAUCACAAAUAUCAAGCAACUAACUGUUGUUUCUCCGAAGAUGGCUCUUUACUAGCAGUUAGUUUUGAGGAAAUUGUCACAAUAUGGGAUUCUGAAACAUGGGAACUUAAAUGUACAUUUUGCCAUCGAGCUGGGAAAAUAACGCGCCUUUGCUUUGGGAGAUUGACAUGUUCAAAGUAUCUACUUGGUGCUACUGAAAAUGGCAUUCUUUGCUGUUGGAAUCUGCUCAGUUGUGCAUUGGAGUGGAGUGCAAAAUUAAAUGUUAGAGUUAUGGAACCUGAUCCUAAUUCAGAGAAUAUUGCUGCAAUCUCUCAGUCUUCAGUGGGUUCAGAUUUGUUUGUAUUUAAACCUAGUGAACCAAGGCCAUUGUAUAUUCAAAAGAAUAUCUCUAGAGAGGAAGUCCAGUGGGGAGUGUUUGUUCCACGAGAUGUCCCUGAGUCAUUCACCUCAGAAGCUUACCAGUGGCUGAACAGAUCCCAGUUUUACUUCCUAACAAAAUCACAGAGUUUAUUGACAUUCAGUACAAAGUCUCCAGAAGAAAAACUCACACCAACAAGCAAACAGCUGUUAGCAGAAGAAAGUCUUCCAACAACCCCAUUUUAUUUCAUAUUGGGAAAGCACAGGCAACAGCAGGGUGAAAAAUUUAAUGAGACUUCAGAGAAUGAACUGGUACAGCUGCCAUUAACAGAAAACAUACCUGCAAUUAGUGAGCUUCUUCACACUCCAGCCCAUGUCCUGCCCUCAGCCACUUUCCUGUGCUCCAUGCUCAUCAACUCACUGCUGUUGUCUAAAGAGACUAAGAGUGCCGAAGAAAUUCCUGAUGAUGUAGAUAUGGAAGAAGAAAAGGAAAGUGAUGAUUCAGAUGAAGAAAAUGAUUUUACUGAAGAAGUCCAGGAUACAAAUAACACAGAUUUGGGAGUAGACAUACAUCAGUUGUCAAAAUCUGAAGAAAAAGAACUGAGAAAAUUCCGGAAAAUAGACUAUAGCUGGGUAGCUGCUCUUUAGGCCUCAAAGAUGGGGGAGGGUUCUUGUACUUUGGUGUUUUUUGUAUGUUGAUACUCAAAAAAUAUCUAUUUUAAUGUUAUUUCUGUUCUUAAAAUAUUAAAUAUCGACAGACUUGAGCUCUUAAAAACUGGUAAUAU
Carlito syrichta (Philippine tarsier) is the source of this 2687-nucleotide messenger RNA. It is a transcript of the gene WDR75, whose product is annotated as WD repeat domain 75. The record is from RefSeq and is a predicted model, not a curated record. Gene Ontology annotation, molecular function: protein binding; RNA binding. Gene Ontology annotation, biological process: positive regulation of rRNA processing; positive regulation of transcription by RNA polymerase I. The coding region runs from base 61 to 2550 and encodes 829 amino acids. The transcript has 21 exons. Lineage: Eukaryota; Metazoa; Chordata; Mammalia; Primates; Tarsiidae. Gene Ontology annotation, cellular component: nucleolus.